UAUUUUUUCCGUGACCAAUGCAAUUAGCCAAAGCAGCCAAAGGAGGCUGUAGGGUAAUUUCUGACUGCUUCGACAACGUCCAGUGAAUUAUUUCAAGAAUGGAUUACCGACUUUUAAAAUUAUACAACGAGGAGGAAUUUGACAGGAUCACGAGGGGCAUAAAAGUCGCAGAGUGUAUGCAGUUAAGGUCGGCGUCGAGUGAGUUCUGGACUUUUCUUGAGCUAAACUCGAAUGUCAAAUUUACUCGGAUCAAUUGGAACGGGUUUUGGCACUGAGCAAGAAGAUGGUUCCGAGGCGGAGAAAUUAUUGAACCAACUUGAAGAUUUAGCUGUUUCUGACUCUCGGACUUGCUCCUUUUGUAAUACUACAUUUGAAGAUCUAGUACAGCAACGGUUGCACUAUAAACUAGAUUGGCAUCGCUAUAAUCUUAAGCAGAGACUUCAAGGAUUGAAGUCGAUAACUGAAGAUGACUUUAGUCUUUUAGCUGAUAAAGAUUCUAUGUCUAGUAUAUCCGGUACCGAUUUGGAAUCCGACUGUGAAAGUGAAACCAGCGCGUUUGAGACUGGAGAAUUAUCAAACAGACGAUUGCAGAACGAGUCUAUAGCUGGAAUUCAUCCACAUCCUGCAAGGAGAAAAAUGGGAAAGCAAAACGAGAAAACAGAAAAUUCAGAUAGUUCCGAUGGAGAUGUCGAGGAUGAGGAUACAAAAAACAAAGAGACGGAGAUGUACCUGUCUGCAGCAAAACGUCAUUUAAAAGUGUUCUUCGAAAAUGAUAAUGGAAAUAUUUUCAGUAUAUAUAGAUGCCUGCUGCAUAAUAAAAAGACAAUUCCGGAAGUCGACAGUGAAAUGAUAGCUCAAGCAUUGAAUAGUGGAAAAAGAAGUAUGUGGACUGUCAUCAUGCUUGGUGGGGGUCAUUUUGCAGCAGCAGUAUUCCAAGGAGGAGAAGUCGUCGUUCAUAAAACCUUUCACCGUUAUACCGUGCGAGCAAAACAGGGCAGUGCCCAGUAUUCUCGAGAUACGCGGAUGAUGGGAAAUAUGAAAAGUCCUGGAACAAUCUUACGUCGUUACAAUGAGUCUAUGCAUGUACAACAGAUACAAGAAUUUUUAGAAUCAUGGGCCUCACACAUCAAUACGUCUUCGUUAAUCCUGUAUAGAGCUGCCGGCCCUUAUAAUCGUACUAUAUUAUUUGGAGGAAGAAAUCCACCUUUAGAUAGAAGUGACUCCAGAUUGAGACCAUUACCAUUCCCUACUCGAAGAGCAACAUUUAGUGAAGUGCAACGAGUCUAUGAUGUUCUAACCUCUAUUGAAAUUUAUGGUUCGGCUGUAAACUUUAAGGAUUCCUUUCCUGUAUCGCCUCGACAGCUGAACGCCAAAAAGGCUUUAAAGUCAAACUUGCCUGUAAAAGAAGAAGAAAAUGGCACUAAAAUAGCCAAUGGUUUCUUGCCAGCAGAAGUAGGAAGUCUUCCAUGUACAACAGAAGAGAUAAAGAAUAACUCCCCUCAAAAUGUUACGAGAAAGAGACAUCGCAAACUUCAAACCCGUAUCGAUAGGGCAAAACCAAGAAAAAGUCCUCGACGUCCACUACCUGAUAUAGUUGCUCGAUUGGCCCAAUCUUCCUCGGAAUCAGAGUUGAAUCUGAAUAUUAACAGUAUGGAUAUCGAACUGGUGGAGGAAGACUUCCAAAUUAAUUUUGAAGAUCAUCUACAAGCGUUUCAAGAUAGUGUUCCGAGGUAUUUGAAGAAUAAGAAAAUUCGACGUCAAAAGAAAAAUAUUAGGAAAAAUCGCAAUGACGGUGAGUCUUUAAAAUCAUGAGUUGCUUUUAGGUAUUCAGAAAGCAGGACACAAAAUAUACACAUUCGUGAUGAUUCUCAGUAUUACGUUGACGAUCAAUGUUUUAACCUUGUUAAAUGGGGCUAGAAAAAUAAUUUGCAGGGUAAUUCAUUGUGACGAUCGCGUGAUACUAUUUUACUAUGCAGUAAAGAUUUGUAAUGAUUUUAAUGGUACCUGGCAUGUCGGCAAAAGCAGUAGUCCGUCUUAAUUUGACUCCAGAAAAGUGUUUCACGUUGCUCGAUAAAUCUUGUCUAAUUGUGUACUAUAUGUAUAGUUCAAGCUUAUAUGACAGAUUUUGUCAUUGAAAUCUUGAACAUAACACGAUACUGCCUAAUUUGUUACACUAGAGCGGUAGUUCACAUUUUAAACUGUAAAUUCAUAUCGGUGAUAUGGUAUUGCAAUACCAAGCCGGGAACACACAGGGAAAUCAUGGGUGGGAAAUAGAAUGAGAAUUAUUAUAGGAUGUAAAUGGGAUCUCUGAUCUGUUGGUUCUAAGAUAACAGCUGAGUACAUAGUACUCAUUGUGUACAUGGUAACUGUAAGAAUCUGUGUUUAAGGUUAGCGAGAUAAACAUUAAUUAGUUUGCAAACCUCUUCGCAUAAAGAAAUUGAAAAUUUCUUUAAACGAAGGGAAGUGUUAAAUUUGAUAAGUUACUAAUAAAGUAACUAGAUAGAGAACCACAAACCGAUGCUAUGAGUUUUGUAUGCCACGAUCUAAAACAGUUUUGACUAAAACUGAAGGAAGUGACGGUAUAAUGCAUGCAGAUUUUUUAUCUUGGUAAUUAUUUAGCUUCUACGUUAACAAGUCUUACAAAAGUGAGUGUUAUGCAGAGUUUGCACACGUAACGAUGAUAUAUAAGUACAAGCACAAACAAGACAUUAUCAAAUGGAACAUACGAUCCAACGGAAGCAAUGUUCGAAAUGAAAUGUAACUUAAAGUUGUACAAUAAAGUUGAUUAUUCUGGUAAUAGUGA
Molecule: messenger RNA, 2803 nt
Organism: Orussus abietinus
Lineage: Eukaryota; Metazoa; Arthropoda; Insecta; Hymenoptera; Orussidae
Product: ankyrin repeat and zinc finger domain-containing protein 1
Exons: 8
Coding region: 232-1812 (526 amino acids)
Source: RefSeq, a predicted model, not a curated record